CUUUUCGCCCUCUAUAAUUUCGUGAUGACAUUCCAGUCUGCUUGCUGAAUUUCAGUCAGUCCGGAGCAGUUCAGAGUCCGCUGGGAAAAACACGUCCAGUUCAGUCUUUUAGUUAAUUAUCACCGUGAUCAUGCCAAACUGGGGUGGAGGAAACAAAUGCUGCGCCUGCAACGGGACGGUUUAUCAUGCUGAAGAGGUCCAGUGUGACGGCAAGAGUUUUCACAAGUGCUGCUUCCUCUGCAUGGUCUGCAGGAAAGGUUUAGACAGCACUACAUUGGCCAUCCAUGACCAGGAGAUCUACUGCAAGUCCUGCUAUGGUAAAAAAUACGGGCCAAAGGGAUACGGCUAUGGUCAGGGAGCGGGAACACUUAACAUGGACCGUGGAGAGAGACUCGGCAUCAAGCAUGAAGAGACACACACUCACCGGCCCACAACCAACACAAACACGUCCAAGUUUGCGCAGAAGUUUGGCGGAUCAGAGAAGUGUGCGCGAUGUGGAGACGCGGUGUAUGCAGCGGAGAAAAUCAUGAGCGCUGGCAAGCCGUGGCAUAAGAACUGCUUUCGCUGCGCCAAAUGUGGGAAGAGUUUAGAGUCGACGACACAGACGGAGAAAGAUGGAGAAAUCUACUGCAAAGCAUGUUAUGCAAAGAACUUUGGACCCAAAGGAUGUGGAUACGGUCAAGGAGCAGGAGCUCUGGUUCACGCUCAAUGAUUAGUCCUUAUGUUAUUGUAAAGGUUGUUAAUAAUUUCAAGAUAAUGAUUAUUUUGCAUAAAGGAAAAUAACUAUUAGGAUAAAUAUUACUUAAGCACAUUUCCAUCAAAAUUAUGAUGUAAAAAAUAUUUUAAAAUAAUUGAAUACAAUAUUUACAGUAUUUAUUUUUUUGUAAUACAAUAAAAUAAUGAGAAUUUGGGGAAAAUAUCACAAUAAUUUUUAAUGUAAUACAAUUUUUUUGGAAUAUAAUCAAUUAAAUAAGCACAAUGAUUCAUUAAAAUAAUGAGAAUUUAGGGAAAAAUGUCACAAUUAAUUUUAAUUAAAUAAAGUUUUUGUAAGACAAUAUAUAAAGAUAAACAAUAAUAUAUUAAAAUAAUGAGAAUUUAAGGAAAAACACCACAAUUAAUUUAAAUUCAAUGUUUUGUAAUACAAUAAA
This is a messenger RNA of Danio aesculapii, 1148 nucleotides long. RefSeq names its product cysteine and glycine-rich protein 2 (gene csrp2). The record is from RefSeq and is a predicted model, not a curated record. Gene Ontology annotation, biological process: muscle tissue development; sarcomere organization. Lineage: Eukaryota; Metazoa; Chordata; Actinopteri; Cypriniformes; Danionidae. Gene Ontology annotation, molecular function: actinin binding; structural constituent of muscle. The transcript is spliced from 6 exons. The coding region runs from base 131 to 712 and encodes 193 amino acids. Gene Ontology annotation, cellular component: Z disc; nucleus; cytoplasm.